GUUAUUUUUGCAUCUCGUGCCUCAGAACCAACCAGAGCACCCAAGUUCCGUAGAGAACGCGUCCAUGAGAACACCCCCCUUGUUCACACUUUCGGUUCCAAGAGAACAAAGUUAAAAGUAGUCACAGAGAUCUGUCGCUUCACAUCUCAACGGCGAUUGCAUCGUAUUGUCAACGGUACAAUGAUUACGACGGGAUGCCUUGUGUUGAUGGCCCUGAUGAAUUACGUUUCUCCAUUACCAGUGUCUAAAGGGGAGAAUGAGGACAUCAGGUUGAUGAAGUGCAUUGUGGAGGUAAUCGCAGAUGCUCUUUCCUUGCCACACCCCUUACCUGUCAGUCAACAGUGCCUGGAUAUACUAAGGACAGAUGAACGUUUGGUUUCCAUCCUACGCCAUCAAAACUUUCUGAAAGAGCUGCAGGAUAUAGCUGUGGAAGGAGUCAAUGAGAGAGCCAAGCUGACUGAGAGCCAGGCAGGCGUGACAGGUCCGGUGACCAAACUGCCCCAGGAUGCCCCAGAGGAGCUGGAGGCAAUUCCAGAUCGAUCCAUGCUGUUGGCUGGCAUGAGGCCUGGAGUGAAGCGCGGGGGCGAGGAAGAGGAGGAGGAGGAGGGGGAGGAAGAGUCGGAGAGCGCCGAGAGGGAGGCCACCGAGUCCCAGGAGUCCCAGGAAGGGAACGAGAUCGGAGGCCAGGAGAGGGAGAGCAGCCACCAGGAGCAGAGCCCCAGCAACCAUAUCUCCGACUCCAUGAACCAGGAGCACAAGAGCGGAGAGGAGGGAGGAGAGGUGGCAGGCAAAGAGGAGGAGGAGGAGGAGGAGGAGGAGGAGGAGGAAAAGAAACAGAAGAAACAGACUAGUUUGGAGGAGGGGGAGGAGGAGGAAGAAGAGGAGGAAGAGGCCAUGGCUCAGAAUGGGAAAGUGAGCGGCGGCCCAGGAGAGACCUCCGAGGCAAAGCCAUCCGCCGAGGAAGAGGAGGAGGAGGAGAAGAAGAGGACAGCCUCGGACAGCGCUGAGGUCGAGAGGAAGAUCAAGGGCGCAGAGGGAGAGGCCAGUAAGGAGGAGGAGGAGGAGGAGGAGAAGAGAGGCGUCGGUGACCAGCGCUGGAGCGGGUUGACCCACCAGCCCCGCGGCCUGCAGGCCCAGAGGAGAGCUCCAGUAGAGCAGGAGGAGGCCCUGGAGGAGGCCGAGGAGCAGGAGGAGGAGGGGAGGAGGUCCAGCGAGUACAAGCAGCUCCAGGAGGUGCCCCACCACUCAAAGGAGGCGUCCACAGAAGAGGAGGCCAUGCCCGGGUCCCAGCGCAGCCCCGAGGAGAGGGAGCUCCGCAUGAUGGCCAAGAGAGAGCCGGACGACAGGAGAGACGAGGAGGGAAGCGCCACCAGGAAGACCGAGGACCCUGAGAUCGAGAGUUUGGCUGCCAUCGAGUCCGAGCUGGAGAACGUGGCUCAGAAGCUUCACGAGCUGCGGCGUGGCUGAGCGGCUCUCCCUCCCCGGGGCUGACCUUCCUCGCCACCCUCCUCUUCCUCCUUCACCAGUUAGCUGCCCUGCACUUAGACGCGUGGUGCGUUCAUGGCAAGGCAGAGGCCCCACCCGCACCUCCUUCCCACCCCCCACGGUUUGGGCCUCCAUCCGCUUUCUGUUGGAGAGAGUGACCGCUACACCCGACCCCUCCUUUCUCUUCUCUCUCUCCUGCUAGUUUCCAUCGAAAAGGACGAAUCUUGAUAGAAGCCCCAGCUGUCUGAAAAUAAGGACUUCUGACCCUUCUGCUCCUGCUCUCGUAUCUGCUUAACGCUCGACAAACGGUUCGCUCGCUCUCUCGCUCGCUUCGCCCGAAAAGUACCUGAGCACUGCGUGACAUCUCUGUGACAACAUGAUAAAUCAGUCUGUAUUAAUGUUGUAAUGCAAUCCAGAGCUAACUACUUGGGGAUAGUAUGAGUUUGUGUAUAUGCAAAUAUAUAGAAAACAAACAAUCUUAUGUCGGUCUUUCUAAAGAAACAAUGUUAUUCUGAACCUAUUGGUCUCAGAAGCUCCUGACAAAUGCAAUAAUUGAUCAUUUUUCGUAGAUUUAAAGAAAAAGGAAAAUUAACACUUGUAUUUACUAUCUGUAUGGAAUUUAGCUAAGAAAACCAAUAAAUACGAAAGAGUUAAAAAAAAAAGUUUGUGGAUUUAAUAAGUCACUCUCCUUACUCUCGCUGAUCCAUCCAUCAUCUGUUAAAGGGAUAUUCCACCAUUUGGGGAAAUCCACUUGUUUUCCACCUCCCCUUGAGUUCAACAAGAGAGUAUUUCCCCAAAUGGUGGAAUAUCCCUUUAAGCAGAAUAUUACUAAAUGACCAA
Messenger RNA from Alosa alosa (allis shad), 2325 nucleotides. It is a transcript of the gene chga, whose product is annotated as chromogranin A. The transcript has 8 exons. The coding region runs from base 181 to 1467 and encodes 428 amino acids. Gene Ontology annotation, cellular component: secretory granule. NCBI's taxonomy places the organism in Eukaryota, Metazoa, Chordata, Actinopteri, Clupeiformes, Clupeidae. The record is from RefSeq and is a predicted model, not a curated record.